This is a messenger RNA of Oncorhynchus tshawytscha (Chinook salmon), 2734 nucleotides long. RefSeq names its product SUN domain-containing protein 2-like. Gene Ontology annotation, molecular function: protein-membrane adaptor activity. The record is from RefSeq and is a predicted model, not a curated record. Gene Ontology annotation, biological process: nuclear envelope organization. Lineage: Eukaryota; Metazoa; Chordata; Actinopteri; Salmoniformes; Salmonidae. Gene Ontology annotation, cellular component: nuclear envelope; meiotic nuclear membrane microtubule tethering complex. The transcript is spliced from 13 exons. Bases 333 to 2108 code for a protein of 591 amino acids.
UCCUAAGAGGCAGCCUUAACUCAAAAUAAGAGGGUGUUUUGUAACUGUCUGUCUGGCCCGCGGACUCCUCCUCCGCCUAACUGUCAGUAGCAACGUUCUGGUCCCGUUUGCCUUGUGCUAGCAAAUACUGUAGCAGAUUUUUUUUUGUGAAAGUGUUACGAAGAGCCAACAAAGGGGUUGGCUCUUUAUACCCCGUCCUGUCUACCACUAAAUUGUUGUUCGGAAAUGUAUAGGGCUGGUGGUUGCAAUUAGCCAAGUUAUCGUUACAUUUGCGAGAGGUUACAUUUGACAGCUCGCCACCUGGGACAGGGAGCUUUGCCUCUGCCUUACCCAUGAUGGCGACCCAAGAAGCGGACAUGUCGCGGCGCAGUAUGAGGCUGGUUUUAGGGGGAUACUACCACCAGUCAUCAGACGAUGAUGAGUCCUCCUCAGUUUCCUACAGGGAGAGCCCCGUGAGGGUUUUUACUAAGAGGAAGACAGGUGGUCGUAAAGUGGCGGACUCUCGUACCUCCAGCCGGGCCAACAGCGUGGCUAGCACGGCUAGCAGCAAGGGUAGUACAGUGGAGCCACCCAUCAAUGCUGAGGACUAUAUUGGGGUCUCAAGCUUGGUUCAGAGAAGGAAGACCUUCCAGGAACCUCUUGCCCCAGCCCCCAGCCUGAACCAGGCUCCCAGCCCCAGGGGCUUCUCGUCCUGCCAGACCGGCCUGAACCAGGCCCAGAGCCAGAGCAGCGCCAUGGACAGCUCUGGUUACUCCUCUUCAGAGGCAAGACGUUACAGAGGAUACUCUGGAGACUCCUCCUUAGGCGAACAAAGGGCUAGCGCCAGCCAGAGAUCUGGCACUAACAGGACAAGUGCUAGUGCCAAUUGGACCCCUCCGUUUAUCCCGGCCGAUGUGGGGAAGGCCAUUCUAAUUGCCAUCCUCCUCAUCCUAUUGACCUUCGGCUGCUGGCUCCUUGCCCCCUUGGUAUGGGCCACUCUGACUUCAGCCCUGAAUGCUAUCACUAUGACCCUGAACCGAUCUGUCAUCACCCCAACUCCGCCACCUGUCUUCACUACGCCACCUGUCAAGGCUAUGGAUGGAGCUUCGGUAUUGCAUUCUGCUCUGGAAGCCAAGAUGAACACCAUCCUGAGAGAGAUUGAAAUUCUUAAGAAGAAGGAACACCAGCAGAAAUUUGUAACCGAGAUGGUAGAGCGACUGCAGACAGACUUGGCAGACGUGAGAACAGACAUGAGGGACGUGAGAGUGAGAGUGGACAGUGUGAAUCCACUGGAUUGGGAGCAUCGUUUGAGCGAGCAGACAGCCGGCUUCAUCAGUCAGGUGGGCGAGCUGAAGGACCAACACACACACGUCAAGCAGCGAGUCGCUGCCCUGGAGGACCAGAGUGCCACGCUGGGGAAGCAGGUCUACUCUGUUCAGAACCAGCCUCCUCCAGCUCCCAACCCCACCACAGCCAACACACACCUGACCCCUGAGCUUGAAGAGGCCAUGGCCAAAUGGCUGCAUGAGAAUGUGCCCCAGAAUGAGCCACGGAUGGUGAAAGAGGUUGUGAAGAACUGCAGUCCCCUAUUGGCUGACAGGAUGCCAGACUUUGCCUUGGAGUCCCAAGGUGCCAGUGUUGUGAGCACACGGUGUUCCGAGACGUACCGUACCCGCUCGGCAUGCGUGUCCUUCCUGGGUGUACCCCUCUGGUACCCCUCUGAGAACCCCCGCACUGUUAUCCAGGGUCAGGCGGUGCAAGCUGGGAAGUGCUGGGCGUUCUACGGAGCGCAGGGCACCCUGGUCAUCGCCCUAUCUCAUCCUGCCCACAUCACCCACGUCACACUGGAGCACCUCCCGGUCUCCAACGCGCCCACCGGACGCAUCGACAGCGCGCCCAAGGCCUUCUCUGUCUACGGUAUGUCCACUGAGACAGAAGACGGCACCUGCCUGGGAACCUUCACUUAUGACCAGCACGGAGGGGCAAUCCAGACCUUCCAACUGCCUAAUCCUACCAGGGCCAUCUAUUAUUUCGUGGAGCUGCGCGUUCUGAGUAACUGGGGUCACCUGGAGUACACAUGCGUGUACCGCUUCCGUGUGCACGGACACAUGGCCUCCUCCUCCAAGUGAGAGACGUUCAUCGUCCACCUCAACCGCAGACCUCCGAGGCUUCGCUUUCAUAUCAGAGCAACGUUCUUUUUGCAUCUCAACAUUAUGACGGACCAUUCUAAAUAAAUGUCUUUAUUUGGCGUAAUCAGGAUGGCUUCCUAAACUGGCUUCUGCCAGGUGUGAGGUCAGAGGUCUGCAAGGUUUUGUUACAAUUUGCAGUUUCAUUUCUGGCAGAGGUAUUGACCUGGCUAAUAGGAGUGUGGGGAUGGGUUUUUGAGAGUUUCAAAUUGAACUGUGUGUGUGUAUGCUUUUUAGCAUUGAUUAUUUGUUUGCAUUUUAACGCCCGGCCAUAGCGGACAAAGAUUUCAGAUUGUACUUUGAAUGUGUGUUUGUGACAAUCCCUCCUGGGUUACUGGGCUCUUAUUGUUUAAUUUCAUCUGUCUUAAAAUGAUAUACAAAGGUUUAAUUAUGGUUAAAAAGAACGUUGUUGGAUGUAUAUAUUGCAAGAAUCAAGAUGUAUUGUUCAUUAUUUUAUUAGUCCGAUAAGAAUAGGAUGUAAUAUGUUUGUAAAUGAUUUUUCCGUUGGCCUGAAUGGUUAAGUCUCGACCCACCUUGCCAAUAGGCUUCCUAUUACAGGAUGAACUAUA